UCGUUUAUUAUCGAGUUUAUUUACCUACUUUAUCGUUCAUUGUGUCGUGUUGGUAUUUUUCUUUAAAAUGAUAAACUUUCGCUCUUUGCAUAUUGAACAUUAUUAAGCAUAAUAUUAUAUUAAAUAUUUUAAUUUUGAUGUGAUCACAAAUAAUUGUUUAUGUACGGUCGGAAUUGUUUUGUCUAGUCGUACCUAACCGGUGUGGAUUGUUUCACAUGAUCGCAUUAUUAUUUAUGUAGUCUAACAUGUCCAUUCGUACAUAGAUGUUUUAUAAUGUCUUGUGUUAGUGGACUACCAAAAAAUUACAAUGGCCAAAACACUGCAAUCAGCCAGAAACAAAAUGUGGUAAUACCACCUAAGUAUCAACCACCACCAAGUCCUAAUCGUCAAUAUAAUGUACAACUAAGCAAUUAUCCGCCAACCAAUAUUGACAGGAGGCAACAAGGUGAAAAGCCAUAUGCUAAUACUGCCGAAAAUCAUAGAUAUAGAACUUUGCCUGGAGAGCAACCAUCGGAUAUGCUGAAGUUUGUACGAAAAAUAGAUUCGGACAAUUCAAACAAAAUAUCCCCAGAUCAGGUAGGGCAGUUGAUGUCAGAAAUCAAUAGCUUAAAAGAAGUGAAUCAAAGACUGAAUGACGAAAAUCAAGAGUUACGAGAUUUAUGUUGCUUUUUGGAUGAUGAUAGACAAAAAGGACGAAAACUAGCAAGAGAAUGGCAGAGAUUUGGAAGAUAUACAGCUUCUGUUAUGAGACAAGAAGUUGCUGCAUAUCAGGUGAAAUUAAGACAUCUUGAGGCCAAACAGCAGCAUCUCAUUGAAGACAACAUCGAACUUAAGGAGUUAUGUUUAUACUUGGAUGAAGAACGAAGUGGUCCGAACAGAUUAAGGGACAACUCUAUAUGUAGAGUUUGUGGAAAUUCUACAGGUUCUGGAAAUAUACCUGAAGAACUGCAUAGAAGAGAUGAAGGUGAUGGAAGUAGCUCUUCGACAAAUGCUGAUGAAAAUAUGAUAACUGGUAAUCAGAGUCAAGGCUCAUAUCAUAGACAAUUACAUCAGUCAAAUGAUCAAAAUUUACCUCCAGAUCAAAGAUCAUUGAAUUAUAUUAGACAACUUGAAGCCAAGGUUAAAGAGUUAGAAGAAGAAAAAACUAAACUAUCUAAAAAGAUGAUACAAGAAGAAAAAAUUGAUCAAAAAAUCAAUAACUGGAAUACUGAUGGUUCUUUUCCGAAAAUGACACAUCCUGAAUCGGUUUUGACUGCACUUCAAGUAUUGGAGCUACGUGAACAAUUAGAAGGCAAAGGUGAUGAGACCUGUAGUGGUGUAGAUAUGGAAGAUGAAGAAAAGGCGUUACUUAGAGAAAUGUGCAAUGUGGUAUGGCGAAAACUGGAAGAUGCUUAAUAAUUUGCAAGACAUUGCCACAGUGGAUUAAUAUCUUGGAUUCAUAAUAAGUAAUAACUAUGAUCAAAAUCAUUUAAUUGAGAUUAAGCUUUUAUGGUUUUUAAAAUAAUUUUUAUUAUUUAGUAUUAAUAUUUAAUACAAUAAUACAUGUACUAUUAAAUGUUGUUAAGUGAAGUAUUUUGUAACAAAAACUUAAAUAUCAAUCCUAUCUUGUAUUUUUAUAAUUUUAUCUAACAAAAAGUAGUUUUUUUUUUUAUAUAAUUUGUACAUUUUUGGUUUUAAUCAUAUAUUUCAUAUUAUAUACAUAUUUCAAAGUUAAAAUUCAUCUAUAUAAUUGAUACUAGAUUAGGUUUAAACUAGUAGUACUUAGAUUAAUAUUAUUAAUACGAUUUGUAUUAAGUAAUAAAUAACAUUAAAUUAUUUAAUUUUCUCUUAAACACUAUACAAAUUGAAUAGAUGAUUUAACUACUCUAAUACUUAAUUUUAUUUUAUUAUUUAUAGUACAUUUUAUAAUGUUCAAAUGCUUUUCAUAAUUGAUUACAUUUUGUGAAGUAUAUAACAUUUUAUCUAUUCAAUUCAUUGACUGAUUAACAAGACCACCAAAAAUCAGUUUCCUUUUUCAAAAUAAAUCCAUUACUGAAUAGAGA
Molecule: messenger RNA, 2042 nt
Organism: Acyrthosiphon pisum (pea aphid)
Lineage: Eukaryota; Metazoa; Arthropoda; Insecta; Hemiptera; Aphididae
Gene: Ccdc85
Product: coiled-coil domain-containing protein 85
Exons: 8
Coding region: 274-1395 (373 amino acids)
Molecular function (GO): calcium ion binding
Source: RefSeq, a predicted model, not a curated record